This is a messenger RNA of Amphibalanus amphitrite, 5937 nucleotides long. RefSeq lists its product as uncharacterized. NCBI's taxonomy places the organism in Eukaryota, Metazoa, Arthropoda, Thecostraca, Balanomorpha, Balanidae. Gene Ontology annotation, molecular function: zinc ion binding; nucleic acid binding. Bases 1 to 5937 code for a protein of 1978 amino acids. The transcript has a single exon. The record is from RefSeq and is a predicted model, not a curated record. Gene Ontology annotation, biological process: DNA integration.
AUGGAGACGGAGCACCAGGAGACGACGCCUGAGAAUUGCGAGCCUGCAGGGCAAGAGGAGACGGAGACGGAGGACCGGGAGACGAUGCCAGAGAACUGCGACCCUGUAGGAGGAGAGGAUGGAGAUAUCACCGCUGAACGGAAGGCAUUAAAGCUUCAUCGCGGUCGCAAGGCGGCCAUGUUCACGCGCUCGUGUAACAGGGCUGACGCGCAAAUAGCGCGGCGAGCCAGUGAAGAGGAAUUGAAGAAGCGGCUCAAGACGCUGCACACAACGCUGGACGCCUUCAUGGAGGCAAAUGAGGAGUUCGUAGAGAAGUUGCAAGAUGUGAGCGAGUUGGAAGAAGCGGAGGAGUACGCCACAAGAAUAACAGCACGGCACGCCGAAACGGUCGCAAGAAUUGAAGAGGCGAUAACUCGCCCAUCAGCGAGCCGCUCAGCGUCACGCACAGGAAUGCUCCCCCUACCAUCGGUGCAACUUGAGGAAGGAAGCAAAGUGUGCGGGUCUCACAUAUCAGGAGGCUCAAAGGCUUCAGCCACUUUCAAGGAGGCUGAAAUCACCGCGGAAUUGAAAGCUCUCGAACUAAAGCAUCUCAAAGCAAGGAAAGAAAGAGAACGAGAGAUGAGAAAGCAGGAAGAUUUGCUGGAAGAAAGGGCUCUAGAAGAGGAGGUGGAACGUGCAGCUUUGAAGGCGCGUCUCUGGAAGGCAGCUGGCAACGAGUUGGAGUGGGAACGAAGACACGACUUUGAAGAUGAGGUCGCUGUGGAAGUGGCGCCUAGUCGUCAAAACAACACCGGAUGCGGCCGUGAGAAGGGAAACGAGCAAGAGCAAGAACGCGUGGUCAGUGGUUUGGGAGAGCUCCGGCGCGAGCCGCCGCCACCGAAAGCUACUAGUACCUCUCCGAUGGCCGACGAGACGCCGAGAACUGCCAACCAGGACCCAACCAGCUGGGUGACAGCGUUGGGUUCCGAGCGGCGAUGUGACGUCCCGGGCCCAUCAGCAUUCGUGAAAAGUAUACCACGUCUGACGCUGCCUACCUUCCGAGGCAGCCCUCAAGAGUGGCCUCGCUGGAUCGGCCUAUUUAAGGCGCUCGUCCACGACCAGCCGUCUCUAUCGGACUCAGAGCGAAUGGCUCACUUGCAGAACGCCGUAGAAGGGCCGGCAGCCCAAGCUAUUGAAGGCAUGUUGUUCAAUGGCAGCCUCUACCUGGAAGCUCUGAUAACCCUACAAGAAAGAUUUGGGAGAGAAGAAGACAUCAUCCAAAGUCACUUGAGGAAAAUCUUCACUUCCAACCCACCAGCUCUCACGGAUCUUCCAGCCAUGGAAAAGUUCUACGCCAUCGUUCAUAACACAGUGACCGUCCUACAGAAUCUUGGCUAUUCAAGCGAUCUGUCCAGUAGUGAGAACCUCAGGAGGGUAGUGGAGAAGCUGCCGAAUGAGCUGGCCCGAGAAUGGGGUCGUGAAGUGUUUCGGCUACGGCCAGAACGACCCACUCUGAAGACCUUCAGCGAAUGGCUUCAGGUGCAAGUCAGCAUCCUCAGCUUCUCGGCCGUCCAGUCCGGGACGUCGGAACGGAAACGUGCAACAGGCACGCAGCGUGAAGGAGUUGUACGGAGGACAGCGCUCACGACUGGAGCGACCCACGAAGCUGGAGAAGUGGAGCCACGUUCACCGCCGCCCUGUCUGGUGUGCAGUGAAAAACACAGGGUGACUGACUGCCCGUCGUUCAAGGGCAAAACAUUGGAAGCGAGAAUGGAAGUGGUGUACGAGAACGGUCUUUGCUUCUCAUGUCUGAGGAAGGGCCACUGGACCAGGAGUUGCAGAUCCUCUCGGAAGUGCGGAGUGAAGGGCUGCAAGCUCACUCACCACCCAUUACUGCACAGAAGCUCAGGACACGCGAGGCAUGAGGAGGGAAGCUCAAGGGAAGAAGACUCUCCGAGCGGAUCCUCAACGGCUGCGGCACCACAUCCGCAAGCUAAAGGAACGGGAAGCUCGCCGUUUGUAGCAGCCUCCCUCAGCGAUGAGACCGACACACUGCUACAGGUCGUUCAGGUGCGCGUCCACGGAGCGACCAAAUCAAAAGACGUCCUGGCGCUGCUAGAUACCGGAGCGCAGACGUCACUGUGCAGCGCUGAUGUCCUGCAGGAGUUGGGCAUCACCGGGGACCUUCGCCAGCUCUGCAUCCAAAAUGUGGAGGGAAGCGGAGCGCAGAAACCCUCUGAACGCGUUACCCUGACAGUUAGCGCACUGGGCGAUGGUGCGAAGAGAGGACACAUCGAAAUCCCUGAAGCCUGGGCUGUACCAUCACUGAAUGUGACAGCCCCCACGGUAUCCCACCGCCAACUCAGGCAAUGCGAACAUCUCCGGGGACUAGAAUUUCCGCAGUAUGAUGGCGGUGAUGUGAAACUGCUGCUCGGAGGGAACGUGCUGGAAGCUGUUCUCCAACAGGAAGUACGAGUGGGUCGUUCCAACCAGCCAGCAGCUAUAAGAACCGAGUUUGGUUGGGCACUGGCUGGUUCCAUAUCAGCGGUGGUGCCAAGCAGCCUGCGCCAGGUUAUGUUCCUGCAGCGCAACGACCAGAGCAGCGACGACGACCUAGCAGCCUCCGUGAAGGACUGGUGGUCCACGGAGGCUUUCGGGACCAAGUACGACAAGCCUGUGGCACAGUCCAAAGAGGACGAGCGUGCGCUGUCAAUCCUGAAGAGCAAAACAAAAAGGCUUCCAGACAGGUAUGAAACAGGGAUGCUCUGGAAGGAAGACCGGGUGGAGCUCCCCGACAACAGACGGAUGGCAAUGAAACGGCUCGAAGCCACGGAACGAAAACUCAAACGCAACCCCGACCUGGCCGGUGCGUAUCGAGAAACAUUGCAAGCCUACAUACAUGAAGGACACGCACGAAAACUUACGCCCGAGGAAGCGUCACAGCACAAGGGACGGAGAUGGUUCUUGCCGCACCAUGCAGUCACCAACCCCAACAAACCGGGCAAGGUGAGAGUGGUUUUCGAUGCUGCGGCGAAAUUUCAGGGCACGAGCCUGAAUGACAAGCUGCUGACCGGACCAGACCUUCUGAAGAGCCUGCCGGGGGUGCUAAUGCGCUUCAGGGAGGAACCUAUCGCCCUAACAGCAGACAUCGAAAAGAUGUACCAUCAAGUUCGAGUGACCGAGGAAGACCAGCCUUCACUAAGUUUCCUCUGGCGCGAUUUAGACACAGCUAGACCGCCAGAUGUCUACCAAAUGCAAGUGGUUGUCUUUGGCGCCAAAUCGUCCCCGGCAAUGGCGAACUACGUGCUCCAAAUGACGGCCCAAGCUCACCAAGAGCAAGCAGCCCCGGACAGCGACGUGCAUGCUGCUGUGGCCGCCGUUUUCACCAACUUCUACAUGGACGAUUUUCUGAAGUCGGAGAGAACACCAGAGACGGCCAUAAAGAUGCAACGGGAGCUAUCGAAGCUCCUGGCCUCUGGCGGUUUCCGACUGACCAAGUGGCUGAGCAACUCCAGGGGGGUUCUGGAAAGCAUACCGGUAUCGGAGCGAGCUCGAGGGAGCACGGACCUCGGCCUACAGCACCUCCCAGCGGAGAAGACCCUUGGCGUUAUCUGGGACAGCGAGAAAGAUACUCUGAGCUUCCAAGUCACGACCACAGAGGCCCAAGCUACCAAACGGGAAGUCCUCAGACAGACAGCAUCGGUCUUCGACCCGCUGGGCAUCGGCGCUCCAUUCAUCAUCCGAGCCAAGAUAUUGCUACAGCACCUAUGGACGCUGGACUUGAACUGGGACCAGGCACUGCCUGAUCCGGAGGAGAGGAAGUGGAGGCAGUGGCGUGAAGAGCUCCAACGGCUGAAAGAAGUCGCCGUGCCGCGCUGCCUCAAGCCAGUCGAAGGGAAAGUUGUCAGCAGCCAGUUCCAUGCGUUCUGCGACGCGUCGGAAACUGCGUUUGGAGCGGUCAUUUACCUCCGCACUUCGCUGACGAACGGUGAUCACCACUGUUCAUUCGUGAUGAGCAAAACGCGGGUGGCACCCCUGAAGCAGAUGUCCAUCGUGCGGCUGGAACUACAGGCCGCAGUGCUGGCGGCCAGGCUUAUGGACACCGUGCUCAAGGAAGCAACAGUGGCGACGGAAGCGGUGACCUUCUGGUCUGACAGUAAGGUGGUGCUACAGUACAUCGCGAACGAAAGCCGAAGGUUUCAUGUCUUCGUAGCCAACAGGGUGGCUGAAAUUCACGACCUGACCAGAAAGGAGCAGUGGCGUCACGUGCCAGGAACGCUGAAUCCUGCAGACGACUGCUCAAGAGGGCUGGCCGCGUCAGAGCUAACGCCAGACUGCAGAUGGCUCCGCGGACCCAGAUUUCUGUGGCAAGAUGAGGAAGACUGGCCAUCAAAGCAAGACGCAAGCCCGCUCAGAGCAGGACAGGAAGAAGUGAAGGAAGAGAAAUUCGCUGGACUCACACUCCAACGACAGCCCAUGCUACCAGACGCCACCAAGUUCUCGUGCUGGCUCAAGUACCGUCGAGUGGCGGCCUGGGUGAGACGUUUCACUCACAACGCAGCCAUGCGCGCCUCAGACGCUGAAACGCGCCUCAGCGGACCUCUCAGUGCCCAAGAGCUCAGAGACGCCGAAGUCUGGAUCCUGAAACAGGCGCAGAGGACAAGCUAUCCGGAGGAAACUCGCAGUCUGGCGCUGGAGAAAGAGCUCCCUGGGAAGAGUGGUCUACUUCCGCUCUCACCAUACCUCGACGACGAUGGCCUGAUGAGAGUUGGCGGGAGACUGGGAAACGCGUCAGUCUCAAAAGAUGCCCGACACCCGGUCAUACUUCCCCCUCGAGGUGAAGUCACCCGCCUGGUCAUUCUGCAGAAGCACAAGAACUGCGGUCACGCAGGCGUUGAGCAAACAUUGAACGAAACCAGGCAGAAGUACUGGGUCGUGAGGGGAAGAGCUGCCGUGAAACGACUCCUGCGAGGUUGUCCCACUUGCCGGCGGCUCAGAGCACUCCCGAGGCCCCCACAAAUGGCCAGCCUGCCUACAGCAAGGUUUGACACCGCUCGGCCAUUCAGCAGUACGGGUGUUGACAUGUUCGGGCCGCUAUACGUGAGGCGAUUCCGCAGGACUGAAAAGCGUUACGGACUGCUCGCAACAUGCAUGGCUACGAGAGCAAUCCACCUGGAAGUGGUGCACAGCCUGGACACAGCCAGCUGUAUCAUGGCACUGCGGCGGUUCUUCGCAAGGCGAGGGAAACCAUCAGUCAUCUUCUCCGAUAACGGGACCAACUUCGUGGGAAGUUGUCGCGAACUCAAGGCAGAGCUACGAGCCAUGGAAAGGGAGAUCGCAGAAAAUCUCAGCGCCUUCGAAGUGGACUGGCAUUUCAACCCCCCGGCUGCUAGCCACAUGGGGGGAGUGUGGGAGAGGCUGAUUCGAUCGGUGAAGAGCACUCUGACAAAGGUGGUGGGUACACAGACGCUCACAGACGAAGUGCUGGUGACGGUGCUCACUGAAGUUGAGCACAUGGUCAACAGUCGACCCCUGACCCACGUCAGCUCAGAGCCGACAGAUCCAGAGGCUCUGACGCCAAAUCACUUUCUACUCGGUGGUGCCUCGAGGCAUCUCGCGCCAGGACUCGUGAGAGACAGAGACAUGUGCAGCCGACGCCGAUGGAAGCAUGUCCAAGCUGUGGCGGAACAUGUGUGGAAGAGGUGGACAAGAGAGUACGUGCCGACUCUCAUCCAGAGGAGCAAGUGGCGCAAAGAGCAGAGAAACCUUCAAGUCGGGGACUUAGUGCUGAUGGCAGAAUCAAACAUGUCUCGGGGCUCGUGGCCAUUGGCACGCAUCUGUCGCGUGUUUCCUGGAGCGGACGGUCGAGUCCGGUCGGCGGAGCUUCGGACGGCUAGUGGGAAGCUGUACACGCGACCAUCUACUAAGAUCUGCUUCCUGGAAGAGGAAUGCAAGUGA